CUUCACUACGCUGGCACAAAUUGCUAUUUCGUCCUACUAGGCGCACGUUUACAACUGUUAAGACAAUCCAUACGCCGCCAAAAGUACAGAUCCGUCUACUGUGCUAAGCGUUAAUAUUUUCGGACACAAUCGUACAAUAAUUUUUAUAUUCAACCCUCGAAAAAUGUUGGUUGGAAUCCCGUAACUAGUUAACAAAAGUCAUUUACUCGGAAGUGUGUUGUUUUUGAUAAUAAGAGGGAUUUUCUUGGAAAAAAAGUUAGCAGAAAAGCUCUACAACGGCUUCUUCACGGGUUUUCGAUUAUAAAAAACCAAUGUAUACGGCUGCAGCCGUACCUUUAGUUAAGGGAAACCUAUUAAAACUGGGCUCAACGGAAUCCGAAGACCAUUUUAAGCACUCCACACAGAGUUUGCCUGCACCACCGGACAUCUUGAAGGAGCUAUGUCACUACCUCGGGAAUUCAGUUUCAACCAGGAGUUGUCUAAGCUGGAUGGUCAGAUCCUCGGCACCUCAGCACCCCCUACGUCCACAGCACCCCUGUCAUGUUCCAUCGAUCUGCCAACGGACACCAUCGCAGAGGCAGUCCUCUCCCCGGAGAAGGCUGGGUCGCUGCUCUCCGUCCAGUCAGCUCCGCCGGAGCCCCGCGAGAGGCCAGUCAGCCUACUGCUCGAGCUGCCGCUAGCCACGCAAGUCGGAGCGUACCUAUCAGCGAUGUCGCCCACGGAGCAGGAGGAGGACUCAUUGCUGACCCUCUCCUCUGUGACGGCGCGCCCUCUGCUGGCCGCCUCGAGGAGACUGCGACACCGGCUGUCCACUGACACGAGUCCUCCUGACGGUGGCUACGGAUGGGUGGUGGUGUUCGGUGCUUUCUUGGUACAGUUCUGGGUUGCGGGACUCUUCAAGUCGUACGGAGUGCUGUACGUAGAGAUCAUGGAAACGUUCCCUGAUUCGUCGGAGUCUGUGGCUUCUUGGAUUCCUGCUGCUUUGUCCACACUAUGCUUGGCUUUAGCUCCACUUUCAUCCGCUCUCUGCGAGAAGUACUCUUGCCGUCUGGUGGUGUUCAUCGGGGGGCUAUUCUGUGCUACCGGCCUCGCUCUGUCAUACUUCAGCACUGGGUUGUUACAUCUGCUGCUCAGCUUCGGGGUAAUGACUGGCAUUGGCGGUGGUCUAUCCACUACUCCCGGUAUAGUGAUCGUGUCCCAGUAUUUCGAUAAACACAGAGCCCUAGCGAACGGUAUAUGUGUGAGCGGGACAGCUGCAGGCAGUUUCGUGUUCCCCAUGCUCAUCGAGAAAUUGGUCGACAUGUAUGGUCUGCAUGGGACGGUCCUGUUAUUAGGUGGUGGAAUGCUUCACGUGUGUGUAUCGGCUACUUUAUACCGCGCGCCUCCCGCGCCCCGCGAAAGGUCACCCCCAACAACUACCACCACUGAGCAUACCCUGCUGCAGGAUAUACAGGAAGGCAAAAUUGAGACCAAAGACAACCGUCUCCAGAGUCUGUUUCAGCCUGACAGCGAGCUGGCUCUCAACCACAAGAACGCUCUGCUAACCGAAGAGGCGAAACGCAGCAAUCUCAUCACGGAGAUAAUGCACCCCAGCCUUAUAGAGGUAACUCGUCAGUCACAAAAUCAGCAUUCAGACUCGGAAGAUUCCGAAGUAAUGGACGUCCUCGGAGUUGUGGGUUUGCCAAGGGAAGUAGCCAAGCUUCGUUUGAGACCAACCAGGUCUUCUUCCAUCUUACAUUCGGUGGAAGAUCUCUCCACUGACAGUACUUGCGUGUACAAAGCUAGCAGAAGAAAGAUAAGCAGAUCAUUGUACAUACGACCACCUCUUCCGAGUAGACUGAUUCAGAGUAAAUUAGCAGAGCCAGUGAUUGUGAAGCAAGAACAAGAAGUUCAGAAGGAAGAAGAAGUAGAAGAAAAAGAAGAGAAGAGAGGAUGCGUCGCGAAGAUUUCCAGAUACUUGGACGUCUCCCUGUUACGCUCGCGUCGUUUCGGUCUGCUGUGCGCUUCCGUAGCGCUCAUGUCAUGCGGAUCACCGUACGCAUUAUAUUACUUACCUGCACAUGCUGUGAAGGCGGGACACAGCAAGGGAGCCGCCGGUCAUUUGGUUGCCAUCAGCGCGGUAUUGGAUCUCUGUGGGCGACUUGGGCUGGGUUGGUUGUGCGACCUUCACUUGUUUUGCAGAAAAAAGGCUUACAUACUCAGUAUUUUGGUGGCUGGCAUUGCUGUACUGACUCUGCCUAGUUUGACUUCGUGGUGGGCAUUAGCAGUAGCUUCAGGUGCGUACGGCCUUUGCCUUGGGUGCUGGUUCCUGCUAGUACCCGUAUUGUUGGCGGACGCUUUCGGCACGGCGCGCAUCGCGUCCUCGUACGGACUCGUGCGCAUGUUCCAGAGCAUCGCCGCAGUGUCUGUGCCGCCUACCGCUGGGAACGUUAUAAAUUACAAUAUCUCGGAAAAGGUAAUAGGAAAUUUAAAAGGCUUAUUUACAUCCUCCAUAGAUAAAAGGUUUAUUAUUCUCUUCCUACAAUUAGUUCCGAUUGUGGCCACGCGUCAAGAGAUCUUGAUCAUACUGUACUUGUCUUGUCUCGUGCGUGACGUAACCGGCGGCUAUUCAUGGUGUUUCUACGGUAUGGGGUCUUGUAUGGUGUUGGGUACUAUUCCCGUGAUCGCCUUCUACUUUCUAACCAAGAACGACGACACUGAAUCAAAUGUCGAUUGAACGCAUACAAGGAAAGGCGUAGUGACUGAACGUAUAUAAGUACCUAUGUUUUUCAGGUCUACUUACUAAGUUUUGGUGUGAAAUAUGCCUUUAAGUAUAUGUGUAGGCGCAAUACUCAAAACGUUUAUAUAAUUAAAUAUUUGAGGUCUCCCCGAGUUAUGUAAUAAAAAAUGUAUGAAUAUGUUUCGGCGUGAAACACGCCUUUGAUAAUAUAGGCUGCAUAUUCAAAACAUUCAUGGUGAUUCAACUUUUCUUGAAGGUUUCCUCAGGUUUUGGAUGACUUAAUGUGAAAUAUAAAAUUGGAAAUUACGGAGUAUGGUAUGAAUAGUGAAAAAGAUCAACAACUAUUCGUAUAGUAUUCGCUUUUUUUUUAAUUUGAGAUCUCCUCUAGUUAACGAAGAUGUGAUUGAGUUAAUGUGAAAAAAAAUGAUGGAUAUUAAGGAGUAUGGUAUGAAUUAUUAAAAGAAAACACAUUAGAACUAUUUGUCAAAAAAAAAUGAAACUUAAUUGGCUAUGGAGUAUUUCUUGACAACUUUUAAUUAAGCUAUGUAAUAGUUUAAUUUAUUUGUCAAUAAGUUUAGCAAGCCAAAACUCAGUUUAAAAAAAAAGGGCCAUUAUAACCGAAACAUUUUCGUCCAUUUGAUUAUAUUCUUAUUUAUUAAUUAAAACUUUAAAGUCCAUUGAGUAAACUUUGCCUAAUCCAACUUGCUGUUUGUGUACCUACCAAAAUGUAUUAACAAAUAUUUUAUGUCACUUUUAUAUUUCCGCGCGAAUUUUUAGGCGUGUAGGUGUAGUUUCAUUUAAUUAUUUAGUUCUCGUAGCGUGGCCCGCCAUUGAAAAUAUUUCUUUAUUAUUUUUAAAUUCAUUAUUUUAAAUGUUAUUACGACGCAUAUCAAAAUUCAAUAGUGUCUACAAGCAAAACCUUGCUCUAUUUAUCGAUAAAAUUGCAUGCUAUCCUACCCUUCGCGUCCGCACUAACACUCCAGGAAAAAGUUAUUGAAAAAACUUGUAAAAUCGAAUAAUUGAAAAAUCUUUUCCUCCAGGUAAUAAGUAUUAAAAGUAUAAUUGAAACUUAACCUAGCUUAUAUUUUGAUGUUUAAUGGCUUCACUCAGAGAUGUCAAUUAACUUUAAAUCUGAUCAAAGUUGAUGUUGUGUUGAUUUCUUUUCGAUAGCAAUAGAAUAACACAUCCUUUGUGUUAUAUUAUUAUUAGUCUUUGACAAACAUUAAAUUUAAUUGACUUCUUUGAGUACGGUAUAAUCAUCAAAGUAUCAUAGAAAUACCUGGACUAAGAUAUGUACCUUUUCUCAUGCUUUUUAUUACUGCAUAUUUAAGACUUUAAGUGGUCUAAUGUAGCGGCGACAUCUACAUGCCCCACAUAUAAUCAAUAUAGACGAAAUAGUCACUCGCCUCUUCAAGAGAUGGCACUACCGGCGCUGCGCUAAACGUAUGGAAGCCAACAUCGCGCAAGAGAAAUUCGAAGGCUAACGCUCGAUAUAUACAAUGCCCGACCAAUAUCAGUUGGUCCGCCGAGCUACCAGCUCGGAAGAAGAUUCGCCUUUGGCUUUCCUAUAAUUAUUUUUUUUCACUUUUCGCUAUCAACUCAGAAUCUUGUCAGUGUGUUAUGCAAGCAUAUUUAGCCGAAUCACAAGAGAUUCUGACGUAUUUAGCUUAAUUUCAAGAGAAUAUGCAUACUGAAUUAAGAAUACUGUCAUGUAGCUAUUGUAAGUUUUAUGAUUUGGGCGCAUUACCUGUAUAGCGGACAUAUACAGAGAAACUUUCAGCUUUUAUAAAAUAAUGAAGGU
Molecule: messenger RNA, 4520 nt
Organism: Chilo suppressalis (striped riceborer)
Lineage: Eukaryota; Metazoa; Arthropoda; Insecta; Lepidoptera; Crambidae
Source: the annotation of a GenBank genome assembly